AUGGAUAUAGGCACCGCCGCCGCCGCUCUCAUCGGAGGGGCUACAGUCGCAGGAUAUCUGAAUGCAAAGUUUCAUAUCCAGAAGGAUAUAUCAAUUUUGGCCACGCAGAAGCAUGCAGAACGACAAUAUGCCAAUGCCAUUGGUCAAAACCAAGGCAAUCCAUGGUUCGUUCUAGUGCAAACCGUGAAGAAAUAUCCCGACAUGAUCUGUCUUUGGACUCGGGAGAGAUCAUACACCUACCGAGAACUCCAAGACCAAGCCUGCCAAUAUGCCCAUUUCUUUCUAUCGCAGGGCGUGAAGAAAGGCGACCUUGUUGCCCUUUACCUCCAGAACAGCACCGAGUACAUCGUUGCAUGGGUCGCGCUCUGGAGCAUUGGGUGUGCCCCCGCCGCAAUUAAUUACAAUCUUACCGGCGCCGCAUUGCUGCACUGCUUGAAGAUCAGCGAUGCAACCAUUCUGCUAGUUGACGAAGAUGCAGACUGUCGCGCCCGUGUCGAAGAAAGCCACGACACUAUCACAGGCAAUCUUGGAAUGAAGCCGAUGACCCUGGAUAGCUCCCUGAAGGCGCAUAUCAGCACUUUCCCAACAACCCUCCCACCCAAGAAUCUAAGCAAGCAUAUAGCCGGCGAAUUCCCGGCAAUUCUUCUAUACACCUCCGGCACAACGGGUAUGCCCAAGGGCUGUGCAUUCACAAUGUCCAGACUCUAUACCAAUCUCUUCAUCCGCCGUGACUUGAUGGGAGACACACCCGGCCCAGCCGGUGAUCGCUGGUACAGCUGUAUGCCCUUGUACCACGGCACAGCGGCUAUAUCCAUGAUCGCAUGUCUGGUAAUGGGUAUUAGUAUCGCGAUCGCGCCCAAGUUUAGCGUCAGUAGAUUUUGGAAAGAUGUCCGCGACUCGGAGUCAACCAUUUUUGUGUAUGUUGGAGAGACUGCGCGGUAUUUGCUCGCGCCGCCCCCAUCGCCUCAAGAUCGGGAACAUAAGGUACGGUGUAUGUACGGUAACGGUCUGCGGCCGGAUAUUUGGGAGCGGUUCCGUGAGCGGUUCGGAGUCGCUGAAGUUGGGGAGUUCUUUAACAGCACAGAAGGUGUCUUUGGCCUCUUCAACUACAACCGCGGGCCUUUCACAUCUGGCAGUGUGGGUCACCAUGGUUUGAUCAUGCGUGGUGUAUUGCAUAACGUCUUUAUUCCUGUCGCUAUUGACCCGGAAACUGGAGAUAUAUUGCGGGAUUCCAAGACCGGCUUUGCGGUUCGCGCGCCUUAUGAUCAGGGAGGUGAGAUUAUCGUCAACGUUCCUGGUGAAGAGGCUUUCCAGGGGUACUGGCACAAUGAUGAGGCGACAAAUAAAAAAUUCUUGCGUGAUGUCUUCAAAAAGGGGGAUCUCUAUUAUCGAUCCGGAGAUGCUCUGCGUCGGCAGAGUGACGGCCGUUGGUACUUCCUCGACCGACUUGGAGAUACUUUCCGCUGGAAGAGCGAAAACGUAGCAACCGCGGAGGUUUCAGAGGUUCUUGGCCAAUUCCCUGGCAUCACCGAAGCCAACGUCUACGGCGUUCGUCUUCCCAACCACGAGGGACGCGCCGGGUGUGCAGCAAUACAAAUUAGUCCGGAUGCCCGUCAGGCAUUUGAUUAUUCAGCGCUUGCGAAAUUUGUACGCUCCAAGCUACCAAAAUACGCUGUUCCAUUGUUCCUUCGCAUUGUCGAGAAUCCCACUCACAUCCACAACCAUAAGCAAAACAAGGUGCCACUUCGGGAUGAGGGUGUUGAUACUGCUUUGGUUGGAACUAAGGCCCCUGAAGGCAAAGAUGACCGCUUUUUGUGGAUCGCACCUGGCGAUGAGAGCUAUUCACCGUAUGGAGAGAAAGAGUGGGAGAAAUUGUCAACUGGGAGUGCUCGAUUGUGA
This is a messenger RNA of Penicillium expansum, 1899 nucleotides long. RefSeq names its product putative very-long-chain acyl-CoA synthetase family protein (CefD1). NCBI's taxonomy places the organism in Eukaryota, Fungi, Ascomycota, Eurotiomycetes, Eurotiales, Aspergillaceae. The record is from RefSeq and is a predicted model, not a curated record. The transcript is spliced from 4 exons. Bases 1 to 1899 code for a protein of 632 amino acids. Gene Ontology annotation, molecular function: long-chain fatty acid-CoA ligase activity; long-chain fatty acid transmembrane transporter activity.